Messenger RNA from Gadus chalcogrammus (walleye pollock), 3318 nucleotides. Its product is annotated as tetraspanin-5. NCBI's taxonomy places the organism in Eukaryota, Metazoa, Chordata, Actinopteri, Gadiformes, Gadidae. Bases 212 to 1030 code for a protein of 272 amino acids. The record is from RefSeq and is a predicted model, not a curated record. Gene Ontology annotation, cellular component: membrane. The transcript is spliced from 11 exons. Gene Ontology annotation, biological process: regulation of vascular endothelial growth factor signaling pathway; protein localization to plasma membrane; protein maturation.
AUGCGGUUUUAAUCGGGGUUGCUUCAGUGGAAUAUAUUUUUCUCGGUUGUUUGAGGUGAGCCGUUUACAGCUGGAAGGGGAAACAAACACAUCGGCGAGGAACACAUUGAAUCGACAUCCCUCCCCUGCCGGGCGGAUCGAGAGCGGCCGAAUCUGUCAACACAUACAUGUGAUUCAUUGUAAAGCGUGGCACAUUAGUCAAGGCGUCCAGAUGAUGUCAGGGAAGCAUUUCAAGGCUCAAGAAGUCAGUUGCUGCAUCAAAUACUUCAUAUUUGGAUUCAAUAUCAUAUUUUGGUUACUCGGUGUGGCUUUUCUUGGCAUCGGAUUGUGGGCAUGGAGUGAGAAGGGGGUUCUGUCCAACAUCUCGUCCAUCACCGACCUGGGGGGCUUCGACCCGGUGUGGCUGUUCCUGGUGGUGGGGGGGGUGAUGUUUAUCCUGGGCUUCGCCGGCUGCAUCGGCGCUCUGCGGGAGAACUCCUUCCUGCUCAAGUUUUUCUCGGUGUUCCUGGGCAUCAUCUUCUUCCUGGAGCUGACGGCCGGGGUGCUGGCCUUCGUGUUCAAGGACUGGAUCAAGGACCAGCUCAACUUCUUCAUCAACAACAACAUCCGGGCGUACCGGGACGACAUCGACCUACAGAACCUCAUCGACUUCACCCAGGAAUAUUGGGAGUGCUGUGGCGCCUUUGGGGCUGACGACUGGAACUUGAACAUCUACUUCAACUGCACAGACUUCAACCCCAGUAGGGAGAAGUGUGGCGUGCCUUUCUCCUGCUGCACCAAAGACCCGGCGGAGGAUGUCAUCAAUACACAAUGUGGCUAUGAUAUCCGAGCCAAAACGGACUCUGAGCAGAGGACCUUCAUCUACAUCAAAGGCUGUGUUCCUCAGUUUGAGAAGUGGCUGCAAGACAACUUGACGGUGGUGGCAGGAAUCUUUAUAGGAAUAGCAUUACUACAGAUAUUUGGGAUCUGUCUAGCGCAGAAUCUAGUGAGUGACAUUGAAGCAGUCAGAGAAAGCUGUUUGUUCACCUAGCAUUUAAGGAUGCAUCUGAGAUGCUAACAGGAAGUACCAGAGGUCAGCAGUUGGACGCCAGCUGCCCGGGGGAUUUCAAACUGACGUUAUAUGGGCUAUGUCCAGACUGAGCCAAAUCUCAUGGUAAUGAUUAUUUUGUUAAAGUCCUACAUGUGAUCCCCUUUAAGAAGGAAGCACAAGCUCUAAGAACUCUACCACAAACAAACAAAAAAUCCUCUGUAUUAUAACGCCAACGUAUCACCAAUGUAAGCCGCAGGUAUGAUUGUAAAGUUGCUAUAGUGAUUAUGGUUGAUGUAGCAGAUGUGGAGAUGGGGGAGGGGAAUCUUUAUCGUGCGUACAGAAGACUGAUUUAAGGGGCUGUACUUCCUGUGUGUAGGAAUGAUAACAGGGAGGGCUUUUGGGGAGGUCUUAGCGGUGGUGCUUUUAUGCUCUAUGACUUCUUCUACCUAUGUCCAGUUUUUUGUUGGUUUGUUGGUUUGGUUUUACCGCUGAACCUGGGGGGGAGGGUGGGGGGGCUGUGUACAAACGUGAAGUGAUUCUAGAAACGCAUGCCUCUUGUCUGUUGAUAGGACAUUGGCUCUCUUAACCGAGUUACCUUAAUGUCAAGUAUUUUAAAAAAGUGUUUGUAAGAUAACUAGUAUAGAGCGACAUGGCCGAUUAGCACUUUUAAAAAUGUCACUGACAUUAUAUUUUCUUCAGUUAUAACGGAACAAACUGAGCUAGUAUUAGGACCUGUAACUCUAUAUGAACACUAAUUCUAACUUCAGUAGCACCAUCAAAUACUUACACAAACGUGAUCACUUACUAGAAACACAGGCCUGUUUUGGGUGACUUUUGAACAAGCUCAUUGUGUGCCAGUUUUCCUCUUUGCUAUAUGCUAUCACCUCUUUCCCUUAACCAUAACCUACCAGGUGUACUUCGUAGCUAGUUGCAACAUACAGCAAGUUGUGUCUAGAUCUCACAGGAAAGUCCCAAAAAAACUUCUUUCAAUAUUCUGUUAUGCCUAUAUAGGCUAUAUAAACCUAAACGAUGCUUGAAGCACCUUAUUUCAUUCUAGGCAUAUUUCAUCAGACUGAUGCAAAACGUGUAUCUAAUUGCACCCAAAUAAAACAAGCCAUUAAACGUGUAUUUUUUAGUUUUCAACUAUUUGAAUUUAACAUAGCUUGCCCACAAGAGGGCACACUUUCCUCAAACACCUCAUUCGACCCGCCUUUGUUUAAAAUCCAACUUUGUCCCUUUUCUUAAUAAAGGAUUUGUAUUUCGGCCCAUCCCCUAUAUAUCAUGUACUGUAUGUAGAGUAUUUCAUUCAACUACCAACUUGAAUUUAUUCAUUUAUUUUGACUGAUAUAUAUUAAUUUCUCCUCAUUUGUCAUUGAUCAAACCUGCCUAUGUGAGUGUUUACCUGCAUUUGAUGUGUUUGUGCUUUUAUUAUUUUUAAACUUGGGAAAGGAUUGUUAACUCCAUAAUAUGUUUUGACCAAAAUCAUAAUUUCGUUAUUUUAACUUCUUAUGAAAAUGUAUCUGUAAGAAAAGUGUUUUCCACCAGCUCAUUUACUAUAGCUGGAACAGCCAUUAUGUGAAGUGCGCUACCUCCAAUUUGGAAGCGACAUGAAACAACCUGAGGAAAAAUAUAUAAUUUGUAAUAAUAAUAAUAAUUACAAAUUAUACAUUUUUCCUCAGCUUGUUUCAUGUCGCUUUCAAAUUGGAGGUAGCGCACUUCCUAACUUCAAGAAUAAAAGCAACAGUUCAAUGGAAAGGCUGACAUUGCAGGUAUUAGUCUUCAGGAUGUGUAUUGAUUUGGGCGUUCAACCUCCAGACAAAAGGUACUGGGUUAUAAUACCAUUCAAGCAUCCUAACCUGUAAGCAUCCUGGAGCAUGAUGCCUCAACCCUUCUCCUUAACGAUAUGUCUCUGAAGUCACUCCAAGUGACUCUGGAUUCAUGCAAAUGACACCUAAUUAGUGAACAGCCGUCUCUGUGCUGUGGGGAUGUUUCUCACGAGAUGUUUACAAUUCAUGAACUCGGUACUGUUGAAUAUCCCCCCCCUCUCCCUUCCCCUUUCAAAGCCUGAUAUGAUUGUUGUGGGUCUUUACCACCAUGUUAUUCCUGACCACCGUGUGCCAUACGUGUGACGCUGCCAUACUCCUGAUUGUAUUUUGUGUUCCGUUGCCAAGGUUUCAUGUGUGUCGCAAACCCGUGUAAAUUAGCCUAGCUCUAAGGGGAAAGAUGUAAAUAUAUCUCAAUAAAUGUGGAUCUUUCUAUAUAACGAGGACUGAAGCAGUGUGUUCUGU